Molecule: messenger RNA, 3652 nt
Organism: Ooceraea biroi (clonal raider ant)
Lineage: Eukaryota; Metazoa; Arthropoda; Insecta; Hymenoptera; Formicidae
Product: FMRFamide
Source: RefSeq, a predicted model, not a curated record
CAACACGCCGCAAAACACCAACCGUUGCCACAUUCGCCACUGUAUGCGCUCUCUUUCCCUUUUUCUUCCUUUCGAUAUCUGCAUCCGCGUUCGUUGCAUCUUGCGUUAGUCUACGCGGCAAGAAGACGGAAAGCCGACAGUAUGGUGAGUGCUUCAUCACUAUCGUUGUCGUGAGUGAGUGUUUAUUGUUCCUCACGGAAUAGUUCGGUGAUCAUUCAGUGAAUCCGAUUUUAUAUUUUUUAAUAACCAUAGCCAACGACCUGCUACACUCUGUGCUGUUGCUUCGAUUUUUAUUCGGCUGAAUCUCGGUAUCGAACUCUCUCUCGUUCAGUCUGUAACUUAAUGAUGCUCACCAGGAGAAAAAAACAAUGAUUUUCUCAUUUUAAUUAUUGCAUGUUUUAUUUUAAGUCAUAAAUAUUUGAUUGCAUUUGAUAUUUUCAUGUCUUGAUUGUUCUUGAUAGUCGUUGACUUAUGAAUGUUUUUAUUUUAUAUAAACGAUAUAAGAGAAAAGUUAAUAAGUGUUAAUAAGAGAAAAAAGGGAGAGAUGUUAAUAAGAAGAAAGAAAACAAAUUUAAAUUUUCAAGUACUAUUUUUAUCGUUAAAAUAAUAACCAAUAUGUGCAUAGACAUUCCAGAAAAAUUUUCUUUUCGAAUACUUAAGUUAGCAUGAAAAUUAGUGCUUUUGUAUUUUCGAAAAUUUUACUAGAAAUUAUUUACACCAGGCGGAUCUCUCAUAUAUCCAUGGUGCGCUCCUUGUAUUAGCACUUUUUCGUGAUUUUCUACCUUCGUGAUAUUGAGAUAUAUUUCCUUAUCGUCUUAAUUCAUUUGGAGGCCUUCGUUUAACCACCUUACUAGAGAUACCAUAUUUUCUCAAUAUAAGCAAUAUAGCGGGACAUGUUAAGCUUGUACAUCCUUUUUCAGUUUCCGCAAAAUGUAUGUGAUUUUAUUUUAGGCAAUUUUCUUGGUAAAAUACAUCGCUAAUUUCUUGUUUCUUUUUUCUCUGAAUAUAAAAAUCAAUGUAAAAUUUAUCAGCAUUGUUAACAUUGGUGCCGAAUACAUUUAUAAAUAGGAGUCCAAUUAUAAUUUUGCGAUAAAGUUUAUUUUAAUAUUACUUAACUCGCGAUGCAAGAUUAGCAAAUAUUGAGGGCGUGUAUGUUAAUAUUGAUCCAAUGCGACGCGAAUAAAGUGAAAAUACAUAUCACUUAAUCAAGAAAAGGAUUUGUCCACCUACGUGAACAUUAAUACUCAUUUCUGUUAAGACGCGAUGAGUCUAUAGCUUUUUAACAAGUAGUCUGGGCGACGUAGUUAUAAGAGAAGGGCAGUUGCGGACAAAGUUAAUUAAAGUAACGUAAGGCACCGCAUUAAUCUUGCUCGCAACACCACGAUAUUGCUAUAAACACGAUAUUAAUAAUACAGAUAAUAAGACGCCGAUAUAAUUUAUCGUGACGCACGCUGGACGACAUGUUGGUCGCUCUUGUUGCACCUGUUGUAAUACUAGCUGAUCUCGACAAAUCAAUUAUGCAUCGUCGAGUGAAAGCACUUAUUAGUAACUUCGUGCUUUAUCUCAGUCAUGCUUGAGAUAAAGGUAAAUUGAAUUUUUUAUCAACAUGCACAAUCGAUCCCUCUUUAGCAAAAAAACAUUGAGAUAUCGACGUCUGACAUGUAAACAAUUUAGAGAAAGAGAGAAGAUUUUACUAAUGAAACUAAGAUCGUGGAAAAUCGCUUCAUCGCAGUUUGGACCUUCAACGCGAUGGCAAUCCUCUGCAAUUGGGCACUCGUGUCUUCUUCGGUACUGAUACCACCGAAAGACGAGUCCAGUCUAAGAAUCUUCAAGGAGCCGUCAAACGAAUUCGAAUACGUAGCAAAGAGACACGGUAUCGAUGUUCGCAAGGAAGACGCCGACUCCAAAGAGAGACGCAGCAGCAUGAGUUCCUCCUUCAUCAGGUUUGGACGCAGCCAGUCCGCGUUUAAUACCGAUAAUUCGGACUUCGAUAGUGAGGCCGACUCGAAGGUCAGCAGAUACCCACGAUGGAAAUCGCCGGAUAUCGUCAUCAGAUUCGGUCGGUCCAGUUUCAAGACCGCUAACGUUGAACAACUGAAACGCGGAAGAAACGAUAAUUUCAUCAGGUUUGGUCGCAAUAUACAAAUUGCGCCGGCGGACGUCGAUUUGUCUACGGUGUGCUCGGCGCUGACGUUGAACGGCGUGUCGAGCGACGCGGAGCUUCAUCCAGACGGGUUGAGGCUGCUUCAUCUUUGCAACAGUCUGAACAAGAUCGCUGGUGAGAUAAGCUUGGACACCUUCGAGGAUCAAGCUGUCUCGAGGCAUCGGGAAUAAAUUUAUUACCGGCGCUGUCGCUAUUCGAAUCCGAUGGCGGACAUCAACGAGAAACGCAACGCUCUAAUUUAUUAACAAAACGAUUCAGCCAUGAUCCAGCUGGCUUUGAGAUAACGACUAAAUUGUGUCACUAUCAGCGCGCUCGUACUUAAACAGAUUACACAUUGAUCCGUUAAACGAUCCCCCUGUUAAAUCUGUUGCAGCACAUUCCUGCAAGGAGUCCCUUGCGAACUUGCAAAGAAACGACAAAUUCCACUCGCGGAGAGCUUGCUUUUUCUGCUUAUUCGUUAACGAAUUGAAAUUACAAACCUAAUUUACUCUAUUUACGAUAAUAUUUUACAGUGGAAUGUCUAUUAUUUAUUUAUAAUUUUACCUAUGCGUUUAUUAGAAAAAUAACAAUUCUGGCUGGAUGUAUAAAUGUGGUGUACCUAGAGGAUUAAUAAAAAUUAUUUUCUCGUGUACUUAUUUAAUCUUGAAGAAAAUCAGUGUUAAAAAGGGGAGAAUCACACACACACACACACACACACAGAGAAUAUUUGCAAACUGAUAGCGAAUACAUAAAUUUUAUAUCGGACACUGCUGUACAUCCACCUGUAUCACGUAUUUAAUGUACAUAUGAACUUGGCGAUCCGUUAUUUCCGUCGUUGAAAUACUGUCAAUGUAUUUCGCUAUUGUAAUCGUGCGCAUUCUUUCCGUCACAUUUAGCGUGUCGGUGAUAACAGCGGAUUUGAUUGGAUCUGUUAACACGCAUAAAAGACUGUCUACUAAAUUUACCAAAUGAAAAUUUAAACAUCUGACAUAAUAUAUAGAUGCAGCUGUGCGAAAAAAAAUCAAAUGCUGAUUUUCAGACUUCCGGAUUUCUGUUGAAGAAUUAUAUAUUGGAUGUAUGUGCAAUAUAUUAUGUUUUAUAAAAUGGAUUGUCGCAAACCGACUCCUCUAUCGAACAUGAUUAUUUUACGUCUAAUCUCAAUUCUCCGCUAAACAAUACAAUCACUUGUAAUGAUCCACAGUGAGACGAGCUGUUUGUAUAUUGCUAGCAUACACGCUUUACGUCAAUUGAUGUGCGAUACCAUUUACUGCAAUGAUGCAUUCAAUCGAUUCGUCGCAAAUAUCUUCGCAAGUUGCAGAAACGGUAAGACUUACUGUUACAAUAAAUGGUGGCUGUCGAUCUAGCCUAAUUCUAUGAUAAGUAUUAUAAGAUUUUUUGUCACAGCAUCAAGAUGCGUAUAUUAUCUUUUCGAUAGCCUAAACGCCGUUAUUAUGAUGUAUGUAAAUUUAAUACGUAACUAUAUAUAUAUAUAAUUAAAGAGAAAGUGGC